Brienomyrus brachyistius is the source of this 6013-nucleotide messenger RNA. RefSeq names its product sema domain, immunoglobulin domain (Ig), transmembrane domain (TM) and short cytoplasmic domain, (semaphorin) 4Gb (gene sema4gb). Lineage: Eukaryota; Metazoa; Chordata; Actinopteri; Osteoglossiformes; Mormyridae. Gene Ontology annotation, molecular function: semaphorin receptor binding; chemorepellent activity. The record is from RefSeq and is a predicted model, not a curated record. The transcript is spliced from 17 exons. The coding region runs from base 1273 to 3864 and encodes 863 amino acids. Gene Ontology annotation, biological process: neural crest cell migration; positive regulation of cell migration; negative regulation of axon extension involved in axon guidance.
UAAGAUUUAAUUGUUUUAUAAUGACCUUGACAUUCGUCGAAAUAUGCUGUCGAACGUCACAGUGCUUUAGAAAUUAGGACUGAGACUAAUUUUAACAAAAACGACUCACUCUUUGAAUUCAAAUGGGAAAAACUUGGAAUUCGUUGGUUGGAAACGAAUGGUCUAAUCUGACUCACACACGUCUAAACCAAGAUACAAAGCUGACUAACCCGCCUUAGCAAUUAUAUUAAUGAAAUAAAACAAGACGUGCCCAACUUUAGUCACUUUCCAAUGCCUCUGUUUUCUCUAGCUAAGUUCUCAUUUCGAUGUGUGUAAUCUAUUGAUAACUUUAUUCCGGGUUUCUCAUGAUUACACCCGAUUUCCCUGAUAGAUAAAUGCCUUCAUUAUCGGGGAUUUAUUCAAAGCACGUCAGUUCCAGGGUAAAAUGCAGGAAACACAAAGUGCGGGUUCUCACAUGAUAAUUACCAUAAAAAUAUACAGAAUUUGGACUUGAAAAACUAAAGGAUCAAAGAAGAGCUGGAAGUCUGAGUGUUGCAACAUUCGGUUUAAAUAUUUACUACAAUGACGUUUAAAAAUGGCGAGACACGUCGUGUCAUUUAGUUGUAGACUACUUCUCUAAUCGCUAAUACACUCAAAAGCAUCUAUCAAAGUAACAUUAACUUGCCUAUUAAAUUCUUAAUAGAAAUCAUAAUGCACAAAACAACUGACGGUAAUUAAUAAGCUCCAUUACGAAACCGGUUGCGCAUAUUUACGCCAAUCUAAUCGUCUUGUGUUGAAAAAUGUCCUGUUGACAGUGCAGUGACUAAGAGGCGUGUCGGCACCUGGGACCAAAGUCAAAGGCAUAGACUCGGGGAGCGAAGCGCAGUCCGGCCGGCCGCGGCUUCGCUAAACUGCGAUCCGCAAAACAGAUGCAUGCUGCAUAAACUCCUUCUCUUUUUAUAAGUCUUCACAACAAUCAGAGGGAAGGAGAGACAGAGCGAGAAGGAGAGACAGAGUGACAGUGUCUCAGGCACCAGGUCCACUGCCUCUCCGGGCUUAAGCAGACCAGGCGAGGAAGGUGAGCAGGACGCGACCUGAUCACCACCCGGAGCUGGAGGGACGUGACUCUGGCGCCUGCACUGGGUCUUUGCACUUCACGCAUAUUCAGAGUCCUGCUCUUUUAUUUCCAGGCAGACCCAGUUGGCAUGGAGGAGACGUGCUAACACUGCACCCCCCCCCCCCCCGCCCCCUCCCGUUGAGGCCCGUGAAGAGAGUGAGCAGGCGUGUGUGAAGAUGUGGCUGCAUCUCACGUUCCUCUGGAUGUACUUCUACGCUCCCCGGCUCUGGGGGCUGCCCUUCAAGUCCGACCUGGAGCUGGACGUCACCCCCAGGAUCACCGUGCCCUUCAGCGGGCUGCUGGGAUGCCGCCGGUUUGGUUCCAGUUUGGUGCGUAACUACAGCACACUGCUGCUGGAGGAGAGAGAGGCCACGCUCUAUGUGGCCGCUCGCGAGGUCCUCUACGCCCUGGACGCCCGCAACAUCUCUGCCCCCGCUGGCAACCAGUCUAUCCGCUGGGAGGCUUCAGCUGGGCAGAAGCAGCAGUGUAUGAACAAAGGGCGAGACAAUCAGACCGAGUGCUUCAACUACAUCCGGUUCCUGCAGAGGUUCAACGAGACCCACCUAUACGCCUGUGGCACCAACGCCUUCCGGCCGCUCUGCGUCUACAUCGACUCUGAACGCUUCACCUUCACGUCGCGCUUCGAGGAAGGUCGCGAGAAGUGUCCCUACGACCCAGCUAAAGGAUACACCGGCCUCUUCGUGGAUGGUGAGAUGUACACGGCCACGCAGUAUGAUUUCCGCAGCUCCCCCGACAUCCGUCGAAACUUCCCCAACCCCAUGGUGAAGACUGAGGAAGGUCCCAACCGCUGGCUGCUCGAGGCCGACUUUGUGGGAUCUGCCAUGCUGCGGGAGAGCAUCAAUAGCUCCAUCGGGGACGAUGACAAGAUCUACUUUUUCUUCACGGAGAAGAGUCAGGAGCAGACGGCCUACUACAGCCAGACCAGGGUGGCCAGGGUGGCACGCGUGUGUAAGGGGGACUGGGGAGGCCAGCGCACCCUGCAGAAGAAGUGGACCUCCUUCUUGAAAGCCCGGCUGCUCUGCUCCAUCCCCGACUACGAGUUCCACCUCAAUGUGCUGCGUGACGUCUUCGUCAUGGAGGCCCCAGGACAGGCCUCCCAGGACAGCAUCUUCUACGGCAUCUUCGGCCUGGAGUGGAAAAAUGGGAAAACGUCUGCAGUGUGCCGCUAUUCCAUCAAGGAAGUGCAGAACGCCUUCGACGGGCCCUACAUGGAGAACGAGGACUCCAAGUGGACGGAAUACAGAGGGAAUGUUCCGGAACCACGACCCGGCUCAUGUAUCACAGAUGCAUUCAGGGCGAAGGGCAUCAACUCCUCACGCGACCUCCCAGACGAGGUACUUAACUUCGUGCGCAGACACCCACUGGUGUCUCAGCACAUCCGCCCCAUGGAAAAUCGCCCCCUGCUGGUCAAGAGGAGGGUCAGCUACACCCAGAUUGCUGUGCUCAGGGUGGCGGCGCUGGACAGUCAGCAGUACGACCUGCUUUUCAUUGGGACAGAUGAUGGCUGGUUGCACAGGGCCGUAGAGGUCAAAGGUCAGGUGCACAUCACCGAGGAGCUGCAGCUCUUUCAGAAGCCCCAGCCGGUCGAGAGGAUCGUGAUCUCACAGGCACAGAGGAGCGUCUACGUGGGCUCCCCCUCCGCCGUCCUCCAGCUGCCCCUCUCCACGUGCGGACGCUACUCCUCCUGUUAUGACUGCGUUUUCGCUCGGGACCCCCUGUGCGCUUGGAAUGGGGCCGCCUGUGUAGGGGUACAGUCUCGAGCAGACAGGUCCAGCCUCGUCCAGGACGUCGCUGAAGGGAACCGGGGCUGUGGAAACCCCAAGGAGAAUGACUCCACAAUCCGCCGCACGCGCUCCGUCACGUCCGGCGACGAUGUGCUCCUGCAGUGCGAGCUGCGCUCCAACCUGGCGACGCCGCAGUGGACGCUGGAUGGUCGCGAGCUGCAGGGCUACGGGCUGGACUCGGGCUACCGGGUUGGGACUGACGGGCUGCUGUUGAUUGGUGCCCGACCCGAGCAGAGCGGUCGCUACGUCUGUCUGGCCGCAGAGAACGGGCUGCGCAUCCCGAUGGCCACCUACGCUGUGUGGAUCCGCCCUGGCCCAGGAGAGCCCACAUCCCGCCCACUGCUGCCAGACCUUCCCACCGAACAGCCGCUGCCCUCACCGCCGCCACCGCUGCCACAGACCUUCCGGAACAUGGAGACACUCUACAUCUCGCUGGUGGCCAUCCUGGGCGGCCUGUGCCUCGUGCUGACCACCGUGCUCCUCUAUGUGUCCUUCUGUGCUGUGGCAGGCCCACACAGGAGCAAGCGGCUGCACCACCAGCAGGGUGGCGCCGAGCGCAAGCGCAGCUCCCACCUGGAGCUCAAGACCAUCUCCAGCCGCUGCAAUGGCAAGUGGGAGGAGGCUGAGGACAGCGGGGCCGAGGACAGCACUGGUGGUGGCUUUCUGCAGAUCGUCCCCGGCGAGGGUCAGUUGUCUCCUGGUAAGGAGCCGCCCCUGCCCGAGGCUCCGCCCCUCCCAGCACCUCCGCCCCUGCCAGCCUCCGAAUACGCCAACGGGCUGUCGGCGACGCUGCCCAGCGUCCUGCGCAAGAUGAACGGGAACAGCUAUGUGCUCCUGAGGCAGGCUGACCCUGAGAGCACGUCGCCGCUCUACCACUCCUUCACCGAGGAGCUUAACCGUAUUCUGGAGAAGAGGAAGCACACCCAGCUGGUGACCAGCCAGCCGGACGAGAGUUCUGUGUAGCGCCCCCUAGUUGUGGGGUGGACUAACUGCUCCCUCUUUGAAGCCGUUGGCCACCUGGCGAAUAGGAUGGUACUAGAUGGCUGACAUACCCAGAGCUUUUUGCAAUUUACCGCCAUCUUGUUGACUCAUGCGACAUACAGACACACACACACACACACACACAAUGGCGCUAUAAUAAUACAUAAAAAAGCUCAGACAUUUGCAAACACAAAUCUACCUCAGCAGACCCCAGGCAGGGGCACAUUGACAUUGCCACAAGGCGUCUGAGUCACAGAGGACCCCCAAAGUCCCAGAAUCCUUUGCAGCAGAGCUUGACCCUUUGACACUGAAGGGGCCACGCAGGUGUCUGAAGGUGCCUGAAAUGUUACCUGUCAUGCUUCUCUGUCCUGCUCCCAUGGAACUUUUAUGUAAAUAAUGAUGGGAUGGAGAACCAGGGCGAUUGGGCGGACCGAUCCGGGUGCAAGUGGAAGUCUCUGGAUGUCAGUAUUAGCCUCCUGUGAGGCCUUCUUCAGAGCCCUGUGAGGGAGACAACCUUCACAGUACGGGCAGAACUGUGUUAGGGGUGGGGGGGUUGCCAGGACUUGAUUGGCACAUGGCUGUGGGAUACAUAGAACGGACAAGCAGGGAGGGUGGGGGCAAAUGAUGCCUGUGAUGGAGCUGGUCCCACCCGGUCUGGCUAGGUGGAGUGUCUGUUUUGGAGCUUCAGGCCCUGCUUUGGCGAGGAGACAAGGGGGGCGGGGGGCGUCACCAGGCUCUGAGGUGUGUCAUCCGGACAGAACCUGCGUGCACCGGACAAGAAUGGGCUGGAUAGGUUGCCAUGGCAACGAAGACCAGUGAUAUGGAGUAGCUGGUCUGAAGCUGAGCAAAGUCUGCAUAGGUCCGGAUCCGCCUCUCGCUGUGUGGAACGUACCUCCUGCACGUGUGGUUAGACGUGGCCACUUCUGGGCUGGACUCAGAGUGGCCACUUGGAACCGCGAGCAACAACCCUGGGGAGGAAUUGCACCCAUUUCCCAAGUCACAUGAUCGCCUGCUCCACUCCGGAGGAAACUUCCAGAACAAAUCCUCCUCUCCCCGCCCCCCACCCCAGAAUCACCCACAUGUUUAGCCAUGUGGAAAAGGCCGCACCUGUAUGACCAUUCUGGGAGAACUGCAUUCCCUUGUCACCUUCUUACUCCUGCAAUAAUCAGAACUGCCACAUUUUUAGAGGAAUGCAAACUGUCAACAUCAUAAGAACCACGUAGAACUUUGCCACGAAAUUUGCACUAUUAGUCUGCCAUAAGGACUAGCUUAGGCUCCUCUGUUGUGGAACACCGUUCUCCUUGCUCUUCAUUUUCUCUGGUUCCACUGACGGGUACCAUACUUUACAUGUGAUAGUGGCUCGAAGCAGAACAAUAGCGUGAUUUUUCCUAGCAAGACUAUGGUCAUCAAAGGGCAUGAAGUGUGGUGUUGCAUGAAACCCCAGAGAAAAAGCUUGGUUGGACAAUCUGAAUCUAAGCAGUCUGGCUAAAUGUUUUUCCCACCGGGUUCCAUCUAUGCUGUGUUGACCUCCAUGUUGGUACUUGACUAAUCCAAAUGUAAACAGGGCAUUCCACAGACCACCACCCCCCUGCCUACUGGUACACCUCUGUUUUAUAACAGAAUACCCUUCCGCUUGGCUGUUUCAACUCCACACCAUCUUCACAGCAGUAUCAGCCCCUCCCCCUCCCCUGAUUGGCUGACUUGACAAGGCCAAUAUUCCAUAGGACACUUAGUCAGGGCUACCCAUCAUGCCUUUGGGUCUCUCGUCAGGGUGUGUCGUAAGAGUGACCCUUCACACUGUAUUUGCACACGCGGGCCGUGCGUGAUCGGUGGACGUGACGCAGCGUGUUUGUUUAGGAAACACCUUCAUGCGCAGAGGUUUUACUGGCAGAACUCGACGUCUGGAAGUUUACCAAAGCGAGUCCGCCGUGUCUGGCGGUGACAGGGAAACGCCUUUAAUCCCGCGGAUGUCAAGAAGUGGCGGGAAGGAAUGGAGGGACCAAAGCAGAAGAAUGACAGCACCGUGAGUUUUGUGUGAGCAGAUAAUCCCCGAUAUUUAUGUCCAGCUAAACAUCCUGAAUCAAUAUGUGAUGAAUCCUUAGUACAGUGACAGUUGUGGUCCCGGGGGGGG